UGCCUUAAAUUCUUCUUGAAAAAAAAAAAAAAAAAAACCAAAAUUUUACUUCAUCUCCCCCCUUCUCUCUCUCUCUCUCUCUAACUCUCCCUCUCUCUGCAUAUAUAUAUUUAUUAUACAUACAUAUGUACUUGUAUUUGUAUGUAUAUUUUUAACUGUGAUUUAAGUUUGUAGCAAGCUCAAUUUCAAGAUUUAGCGGUGAAUUUGGUUGUUUAAAGUUACUGAGUGAAGUUAGGGUUUGAGGUUCUUUCAUUUCUUGAUUUGACUUGUUUGUACUCAAAUUCAGUAGGUUUGGAGUUCUUGAUCUGGGGAAUUGUAAUUAGGGCUAUAAAGCUUUGAUUUUGGGGUGUUUUAAGUUGUAAAGUUUUGAUUUUUAUGAUUUGGGUGUUCUUAAUAUGUGUUGUUUAAGUUCAUAUGGGGGUCCUGAUUGAAUAAAGUUAGGUUCUUGAUAGAUAUGGAGUGAUUUAAUUGGUGAAGUGUGGUUUUGUUUGGUUAAGGAUUGGUAAAAAUUAGGGCUUUUUAGGUGAAAAGAUCUGGGGAUUUAGUUUGUAGAGUGAAGAUAGUUGAAAAUGUUUUAUUCCCAGUUUAUAUUGGCCAAAAAGGGUCCUUUAGGGACCAUAUGGAUUGCUGCACAUUUGGAGCGGAAACUUCGAAAGAAUCAGGUGGCUGAUACAGAUAUUGGUGUAUCUGUAGACUCAAUACUUGCACCUGAUGUACCUAUUGCCCUCCGUCUGUCGAGCCAUCUUCUGGUUGGUGUGGUGAGGAUUUAUUCUAGGAAGGUGAAUUAUUUGUUCGAUGAUUGCAGUGAAGCAUUGCUAAAGAUUAAACAAGCAUUCAGAUCGACUGCAGUGGAUUUGCCACCUGAGGAAUCAACUGCACCAUACCAUUCUAUUACUUUGCCAGAGACAUUUGAUCUUGAUGACUUUGAGUUGCCUGAUAAUGAUAUACUAGAAGGUAAUUAUGUUGACCAUCACAUUAGUUCGAAGGAGCAAAUUACACUUCAAGACACCAUGGACGGUGUUUUAAACUCUACAUCACAAUUUGGUUUAGAUGAAAGAUUUGGUGAUGGUGACACUUCUGUACUGGACCCUGAAGAGGAAUUGUUUCUGAGCAAAGUUGCUGCGGCCGGACAUGACGAUUUCAUGUUCAAUUCCGGUGAUCCUCAGUCAUCUGUGCAACCAAUGGCAUCUUUCAAUCAUGCGGAAACUACUGAGACGACUGAUAACUCCGCAAUCAUGAUAACUUCUGCCAACAAGCAUAGUGAAGAAAUUAAUGAUGAUACUAAUCACCUGGAGUAUGAUCAGGCUCCACGCACUCCUGGAUUGCUGGAAGAGCCAAAUUUGUCCAACAUUCAAGACACUUCUGCAUGUGAUGAUCAUCUGGAAUUCGAACAUCAAAAUUUAACAGAAUUUGCUGUGAAGGAGAACAUGGAGAAUGCUUCUAGUAAUUCUGCUCUAUAUCUUGGGGAUAGGAAUGAAGUGAAUGGUGCAUUGUGCACUGGAUUAACUCCUGUUCCAGGUCAUCCCACUUCUGAUAAGGAUAAUAGCUUUCUCGCCAAUGACCUAGAAUCCAGUCAAAAGACCCCACAGGAAGAGUUUUCAACUGUCGAAUCAUCACUUCUAGGCAAAUCUGAUUCAAUAUCUUUAAUUGCUCCUGCUUCAGCCAAUCCUGUUGAAGACAUGGUUAUGAAUAAAAUUUGUGCAGCUCCUGCUAUUUUGAAUGGGGCUGAAGAUAUCCAGAAUGGAAUUAUUAGCAACAAUAAACCUGAGAUUAGCUUUAAUGCUAAAACAUCUGAAGAUUGUUUAGAGGUUCAAGGAGUUGGGUUGGGCAAAACUAAUACCGGUACAUAUGAUUUGAAUAAUACCUGCCAGCAGGUCUCUGAAGUUUUUCUGAAAAAUCAUGGAACAUCUAAUCAGACAGAGUUCUCCAAUGAUGUGGAAAUAUCAGAAGAUCUUGUGCAAUCAUCCCCCCCUAGCAAUACAGGUAAAUUAAAUGCAGAAUUUGUUGCUACAUCUGAGCAUGAGAAAUCUUUAACUCAGGGUACGAUUGAUAAAUCAAAAGAGAUGCUGGAACUAGGCAACUCUGUUCAUGAAAAUGUGGCGGGUACCGAGGAUUCAAUCCAAAUCAAGUCAUCUGCUGCUCCCAACCUACUGGAAAGAGAAGAUGGUUCCCUGUCUGCUAAAUUAUCUACCAUAACACAAGGUGAAGAAUUUCAUGAAGAUAAUGGUUCAAACCAAGCCACGCAGUUGGUUUCAUGUAGCAAUUUAAAUGGUCAAGGGGAGAAUGUGAAUGCAUUAGACAGUCAGUUAGAAACCAUGACUGGUUCUGUAUGUACUGAGUUCCCUGCUCCUGAAAAGUUACUGUCUGUACCAGAGAUGGAUGCACAUAACAGCUUGACAAUGGGGGCUACUCCAGGCCAAUUAUUUGCCCAAACUGAGGGGGGUAUUGACACCAAUGCAACUGUUACAGGGAAGAAGCGAAGUUUUGCUGAAAGUUCAUUAACAAUGCAGAGCCUGAAUUCAGUUGAUUCUUCAACCAUGGUACUUCGUAGAACAACUCCAGAGUCUGUGCCGCACGAUGAUGAUCUGUUGUCUUCCAUCUUAGUUGGAAGAAAAUCGUUAGCUUUAAAAGUAAAGGAAACUCCACAGCAGAGCCUUCCAUAUCUAAAGCGCCACAAACCAGCCCCUCGGGCUACGGCUUCUAAAAGAAAGGUGCUGAUGGACGAGCAGAUGGUUUUACAUGGCGACAUGAUACGACAACAAUUAACAGAUACCGAAGAUAUACGCCGAUUACGAAAGAAAGCACCUUGCACUAGGCCUGAAAUAUCCAUGAUUCAAAAACAGUCCUUGGAGGAUGAAAUGUUUAGUGAACCAAUCUUCACGGGUGUGUCGCUAGAGUUAACCUCACUGCACAAUCAAGCAUAUGAUCUCAGUGAAACCACAAUCUCCUUGGAUGAUGUGAAUAUAGAUCAUGCUUUAUCGAAAGACAAAGCAGGCACUUUCUUCGAAGCAACCAAGGGUAUGGAUCUCUACGAAGAGUUUGAUUCCAGAGUAGCUGAAAUAGGUGGGGGCAGCAACAGUUUGGAUGGUAGAGUCAACUAUGAAGCUCAACCUGCUAAAGCUCCUGUGCUGGUGGACUAUGAAGCUCAACCUGCUGAAGCUCCUGUGCUGGUGGACUAUGAAGCUCAACCUGCUGAAGCUCCUGUGCUGGUGGAGAGUCAGCAGGGUGAUGGGCAAUCUAUGAGCCUGGAUCCAGCUUCUGAUGUAGCAGAGGCCAAAAAUUCACAAGAUUUGCAUCCAGAGACAAUUGAAAUGGAUGUAGAUGCAGUAAAUACUGAUGUUACUGCUGUAGUUUAUUCAUCAUCCACAGUUGAUGUUACGAGAAAUGGUACAGGUGACCAAACAGCUGGUGUUCUCCAAUUGGAUGCUGGCAUUACCAAUGAGGUGGAAGUUACACCCCAGAUUGAGGCACCAGUUCAGACGACAGAUGAACAGCCGAAUGUGCUCCCUGUUGAGAUUGAUGCAAAUGCAGCUGACAAGAAGGAGCAUAAUGUUGAUAUUGAUGUACAUGAUGUUGACGUGACAGAGGAUAUUCCAUCGAGGCAUACGGAAAUUUGUGAUUCAGUUCAAGUUGAAACAGAAGUUUGUACAGAAGGUGUUGCACACACUGAAAGUGUCUAUCCAACUACCAUGUCUGUAGAUAUGGUUGCAUGCGGCACCUAUAAUUUAAGUGAUGAGCAUGCUGUGGAUGAAGCAAGGCAAAAUGAACAAGCACUGUUGGAAGAAGAUAUGUUCUUAUAUGCAGCAGCUGAGUACAAUGUCAAUAACUUGGAAACAGGGGGUGUCUUUGGUAUGGAAGAGGUUACAAAUUCUUUAGAUCCAGUAAUGGUUGAUGGGGAUCUCAGAAACUCUAUGCAUGAGGAGAACACAAAGGAAUUCAAUAUUGGUGAAGUUGAUUACAAUGAUCUUAAUUAUUCAGCAGCUGGGAAUGAUACAGAGUUUCUUAAUUAUGACGAGGACGAAGUAGCUGAAGCAGAUGAGGAAGAUGUGCCUAAUACUGAAGAAACACGCUUUAUUGACAACAGUGGAUGGUCAUCCCGUACUAGAGCUGUUGCCAAGUACCUCCAGAUCAUGUUUGACAAAGAAGCAGAGCGCAAUCGGAAUGUUCUUCCUAUUGACAACUUACUGGUAGGUAAAAGUCGCAAGGAGGCAUCAAGAAUGUUUUUCGAAACACUGGUUUUGAAGACAAAGGAUUACAUCCAUGUAGAACAGGCGGCUCCUUUUAACAACAUUAAUAUUUUACCCCGGUCAAAGCUCACUAAAAUAGACUUUUGAUUUACAUGGCAAGUCGUCCUCAGUUGCACAGAAGCAGCAUUUCUCAAUAUUGGCUGGAAAUGAGGGGUAGUUUAGAUCCAUUCUUUGUCUAACUAUAAGCAGUAUACUUCUGUAUGUUCGUAGUUUGUGGUAGUUAAUCGGACACCAUGCAGCGCUAUGUGUAGCUAUAGCAUAUGUAGAUGCAAUGGUGAAAUGUGAUGUGUAUUUGUAAAGUUGUUAUAUUAGUUCCUGUAGCUAAAUAGUUCUGUUACCAUUACAGGAAUCUUGUUAUAUAUAUCCAUGUUAUAGUUUGAACAUUAACAGAA
Molecule: messenger RNA, 4639 nt
Organism: Daucus carota subsp. sativus
Lineage: Eukaryota; Viridiplantae; Streptophyta; Magnoliopsida; Apiales; Apiaceae
Product: sister chromatid cohesion 1 protein 4
Exons: 15
Coding region: 570-4334 (1254 amino acids)
Biological process (GO): replication-born double-strand break repair via sister chromatid exchange; sister chromatid cohesion
Cellular component (GO): cohesin complex
Molecular function (GO): protein binding; chromatin binding
Source: RefSeq, a predicted model, not a curated record